This is a messenger RNA of Hydatigera taeniaeformis, 447 nucleotides long. NCBI's taxonomy places the organism in Eukaryota, Metazoa, Platyhelminthes, Cestoda, Cyclophyllidea, Taeniidae. The record is from the annotation of a GenBank genome assembly.
AUGGGUAGCGCUAGAGUGUCUGGAUCUGGAACUUCAGACAACAUGGAGGAAUGUUCAGCACAACCCCUACCAUCGUCACAGUUUCCGCGCACCCUGUACGUGCAUCCGGAGAGAAAGCAGAUCUUUUCGUGUUCUACUACUCCUUUCUAUGGGCAUGCAACGAUCAAGUGGUUCGGCGCGUUAACAGUUAAUGACGCCGAGUGGUAUGAUCUCACUAACUUGACUUCCAUCGCAGAGUUGAAACGCGGGGGCAUCAAUGGUGCCAGCUAUAUUAAGACGGUGUCCCUCCGCUUACCACCUGCGAAUUCGAUGAGACUCGGUGCUCUCCAAUGCCGAGGCUACCCCUCCGCUGAUGUGGAUUACACUACGCAUACCAGCAUUGUAGAUCAAGUAGCGCUGAAGCCAUAUGGUUCGUUCAUUUUUUGGUUUACGAAUUCACUUCUUUAA